AUGGACAACAAUAAAAAUAAUAAUAGAAUCACCCUACCUUCAAUACGAGAUCUACAAACAGACUUAUCACCUUCCUCCUCCCCUCCUACUCAGCCUCUUCAGCUUGCUUUACCUCGAAUAUCAACAGCGCACGCCAGAUCGCCCAGCCAGUCGUCGAUAUCCACCCCUUCGCAAUACAUGCUGUCACCCCAGCUGCCCCCUCCCCGUCAAUACACCUACUCCCAGCAGCAUCCGUACUCGAUGCCCCACCCGUACAUGGGGGCCUACCGUCACGACCCGUUCGACCAUGUCGACUACCUUGCUCAUUCCCCAACCUAUCCACUUCCUCCUCCGUCGGCCUCUGCACCGUACCCGGUUUCGCAGCCACCAAUGAUCAUUCCGACCCCACCGCAAUCUUCCACCAGAUACGACUCCAAGUCCAGCACGGCCUGGACCCCCGAGGACGAUAAGUUGCUCCGGAUGCUCAAAGAGGAAAAGAACUACGGAUGGAGAGAGAUCGCAUCGUAUUUCCCGAACAGAACGCUCAACGCGUGUCAAUUUCGUUGGAGACGGCUUGUAGUGGGUGUGGCCGGGAAGAGGGGAUCGGAGGGAUCUGUGUCACCAAAGAGAACCCGAUCUAGAGUGCAUUCCCAGGACGGUGAAGAUUCGGAAUCGGAAAAAAGCAAAGACAAAAUAAGCGAUAAAGAAAAGGAGAAAGAGGGCAAGCUCGUCCUUCUUCUUGAUAGCGUAGGAGGUGGAAGAACCCUUAGCAGCAUUGAUCAACUCUUCAGCAAGACAUUCGGCAAUGGUCUUGACGUUUCUGAAAGCAGCCUCUCUAGCACCAAUAGUGAGCAGAGCAAUAGCCUGGUUGACUCUUCUGAGUGGAGACACAUCGACGGCUUGUCUUCUAACGGUACCGGCAGAUCCAAUUCUUGUGGAGUCUUCUCUUGGACCGGUGUUGACAAUAGCGUCAACAACAACCUGGAGUGGGUUCUGGUCGGUCAAGACGUUGAUGAUCUCCAUGGCGUGCUUGACGAUUCUAACAGCCUUGAGCUUCUUACCGUUGUUUCUACCGUUCAUCAUCAAGGAGUUGGUCAAUCUCUCGACAAUAGGACAUUGAGCCUUUCUGAAUCUCUUGGAAGCGUAUCUUCCGGCAGUGUGGGAGACGUAGACUGGUUGUCUGAUCUGGAUGUAGUCAGUCAAAGAGAUGUCCUUGACGGUGACAUCUUCAAAAGACCAUUUGUUGAACAACUUGACCUCUUGGGCGCCAACUUGGAUAUCUUUUGGGAUAGGAGUGGCAAGCUCGACGAACUUCACCUCAACUGGUUCAGAGACGAUCUCUUCUUCGUAUCCUUCAACUGGUUGUGCUUCAACUUCAGACAUGGUUAA
Messenger RNA from Ogataea philodendri, 1368 nucleotides. RefSeq lists its product as uncharacterized. The record is from RefSeq and is a predicted model, not a curated record. Bases 1 to 1368 code for a protein of 455 amino acids. The transcript has 2 exons. Lineage: Eukaryota; Fungi; Ascomycota; Pichiomycetes; Pichiales; Pichiaceae.